Molecule: messenger RNA, 7435 nt
Organism: Pseudophryne corroboree (corroboree frog)
Lineage: Eukaryota; Metazoa; Chordata; Amphibia; Anura; Myobatrachidae
Gene: ARHGEF4
Product: Rho guanine nucleotide exchange factor 4
Exons: 14
Coding region: 652-6213 (1853 amino acids)
Biological process (GO): intracellular signal transduction
Molecular function (GO): guanyl-nucleotide exchange factor activity; protein binding
Source: RefSeq, a predicted model, not a curated record
UGACGGCUGCUCAGCGGUUAGGAGAAGCUCGGCUCCGCUCGUCAGGAUCGGCCACUGCAGCAACAGCAGGGGGGAGGAACAGGGAACUGCCGGCUGAGAGGGUGCAUGGAGGAUGUCCCGAGUCCCAGUGCUGCUGAGUUUUGAGAAGCGGGAACUGUCUGACAGGCCAGGGGGCGGGCGCCAUGCAUGAAUUCAUUCAUUCAUUGAAGCACACGGCAUAUCAGCGCUACAAGACCCUCGCCGCGGCUGCCCGUAGGCUAACCCACUGUAGCAAAAAAAAAUGUUUUUUUAAAUGGAUUCAAAGGGAGCAUGCCGCCCUCUAGUGGCCGGCUCUCAUAGGCAGCUGCCUAAAGCUGUCUAAUGGUGGCGCCGGCCCUGGACCCAUCUCUGCCAACUUUGACCUUAUGUAAAAAUCAAGUCCCUUUUGCAGUGGGAAUGGAAUUGCAGGCCACCUGCACAGCACAUGCAUUCCACUAAAAAUGUUUCCUCUAAGCCCCUGUAUCUCAGAGUAAGAGUCUUGCUUCACAAAUUUAAAUUCCGAUUUUAAACUUCCCCAUAAAACUAGAGGUAAAGGUGCACUAUUACACCUAUACCAUACUUUUAGAAGAACACCCUCACUCAAUUCAACUCCUCCAUCUUGCUCCUGUGCACAUGAAGAAAUCUUGCUGCAUAAACCUUGAGGUCGACAGAAUCUGUAUCUUCUUCUCCACUAUCUUCCACCAGGAGGCAGCAAAGGCCCCUGUAAGUGAAGACUCUGACAAUAAAGUGGAAACUAAUGAGGACCUCAGUGCUGGACAGUAUUCACUUGAAUUUGGGUCUUUUAGUCAGGAACAAGAUGAAGAUUACUUUGAAACUAGAUCGUACUUCAGUGAAAGUCCCUCUGAAUUAAAAAGUGACGUGUUUGAAAGCAUCUCAGACAUUGAUUCAGUUUCUAGCGACACUGCAGAUGAACUGAGCAGAAGGCCAGACUGUAUUAUUCUGGAAAAGGAAGAAUCUGUGUACUCAAAGUUAGCUAAACUCCCGGACAGCAUUCAUUUAAGCAACACAUAUUUAACAAAAGAAAGUCAAUGUGGCCAAGAUCAGACAGAGCCCUUAACUUGUUUAUCAGCAAAAAACUUUUCAUCUCAGAACAAUCUUGCAUCAGAUGUUAACAAACUGGAUACUGAUGAUAAAGACAAGGAGCCAGCUUUAAUAAACCAUUCAUUUGCUACAAAUUUAAAAUUGAGUGACGAUAGAGAGAACAAUAAUAUAACUAUUAAUGCACGGCAAGGUGUUCUGACAACAGGAAAAGCAGAGCAUAGAGAUUUGGAGAGCUCCACAGAAGUGAGGGUGGAAAAACACAGAGGAGUCAGUGUCAUAUCCCAGUCAGAGGGCUGUCUGUCCUGUGCAAGAUCAGAUACAUCUACGCUUGUCGGGAUAAGUAAAUAUCACCAAAGUCUGCCUAAUAUUCAUUUAAAAAUCCCUACUUACAAAAGGGGCAGCUCAGUAGCACAUGGCAAUAAUGCCACAAGUAGCGGACAUAUAAAUACGACUGCGCAACCUCUCCAGAAAGAAAGUCCUAACUUGGACUUAACUUCCACAUGUGUAGACCAACGUAAUGAAAGAUUAAUGAGGACAUCAUCAGAAAAUCAAGUGUAUGAGGAUAACAUUGAUCAGGAAGAUUUCCAUUCUUCAGAUGACUGGGACCACCGCUCUCAGCAAUAUUGGGAACAUAAUACAUCAUUUCAUAGUGAUAAAAGUGUCCAUGACCAACACUGUGCAUUACGGGCUGACGAUGGAACAGAAGUAGUCUGUGGGACAUCAAGACUAGACACAUAUGAAGAUAGAGAAAAGAUAUGUGUAGUUAUAUCAAAAUCAGUAUCAGAGUACAAACGUAAUAAUUCAGAAACAUGUGCAAAACCAAUUGUGCCUGACCACAGCACGCAAGAAAUACAAACGCGUACAGGUAGUAACAGUGACAUCACAGUAAAGAAUGCAAAUAUCAAAAAAUCCAACACAUUACAUCAAGAAUCAAGACUUCAUGCUACAGCAGAUGAUUCCCCUAGCAAACCUCUUAUUAUAAUAUCUAUUGAGCGAACGGGAGCUCAGGAAACACGGAACAAGCCCAACAAUGUUCAGCUUAUAGAAGAGCCAUGCAGGGAGACUUGUCCUCAUCAAACAAACAAUUCACCUGAAAAUAAUAGAAUAAUAACCCAGGAGUCUCCCAUUACAAUUCCCAGUGGCGACUUAGACACAAAUACACUUAAAGAUAAACAUGUAGCCAACACAAAUAGCAAUACAGAGGAGAAUAGCUCCACUGAACCAAACACAGAUAUGAAAGUCUCACUCGAAACAGAUUUCGAUAAGGUGGCCAUGGAAACGAGCCAAGAUGAAGGUCCUCAUCUGUGGGAUAAGGUGUUAGAUUUACAGUAUGUGCAAAACAAUUUUAUUGAACUAAACAAUAGUCCAGUUUCUGAGACAGAAGAGUCACCUAUGGUAGGGGAUUUAGAUGAAAACUCUGUUGGAAAUAUGGGUUUGCCAAAUUCUGUUCUACCUUUGGAUGACUUAGAAAGUGAAGAAAGUACAGAUAGCUCAGGUGAUGAAAAAUUUAGUUUUUCAGAUGAUGAUUUUGAAAAGGAAUAUGAAGGCUUAGUCCAGAUAGAAGAUGAAACAGAAGACAUUCUGGGGGAUAUACAAGAAUAUGUUCCUGAAAGAACAACAGAGAGCAUGGAUAUGAGUGUGGCGGAACAGGAUGACAAAAGCACUUGUAGCAGCAUUAAUAGCUUUGAAAGUGAAGGGAACUUUGAUCAAUGCAAAGGAACUAAUAGUAAUGAAGAGGUGGAAGAAGACUCAAAUAGAAAUUAUACUGGUGAAUCUUCAACAUUGUCUCCUAUUUCUGAGAUAGGAACAGUGAACAACAACCCUGACAACGAUGGAAGUAGCACAGAUGUAGAUGACAAAGUUGAGUGUAUAGCAAUAAAAACCAAUGCAGAAAGUAACUCCUUGCAGUCCCUUAAACCUCCAGCUAUAAGUAGUAGGCAGAUAGCAAAUUUAUGCAAAGACGAACAGUCUUCAGAUUUCUCCGAUGAUGAACUAUACGAAAAUGGCUUUCUAUACAACAGGAGUAUGAGGAAGGCCUCAGGACCAGGGAGAAUUGACCUGGACAAUUUCACCAGACUUAGAUGCAGUGUAUCAAAUGUAAAUAUGCCUGAUCCAAUCAAGGUACCGCACAACAUAGAUCUUUCACACAACAUAGAUCUGACUAUAUCCCAAUCCGAAAGUAAUGACAUCAAAGGCAAUAAAAGUGCAGAGAGCAAACGUCUGAAAGAGAGGUUAUCCUGGGCACAUAAGUCUUUCUCGAGUCUUUUUGAUUUUAAAGCCAUAGAAAAAGAUAAUACAUCUCAACAGGCCGAGAUUGUUGCCAAGGAUGACAAGAAAAAGAUCAGACCUCAUCAAAUGUCUUGGAAAGCAUUACGAAAAAGCAAAGAAAGAGACUCACUCAAACGGCUCAGUGUAUUAAAUUUAUCGACACAUGUUAUAAGCCCAAAUAAGCCAAGGAAAUUAUCUAAUGAAAAUUCAUCAGUGGUUCCAGACUUGCUUAGUAGUUCGAAAGCAGAAGUGGAAGAUGAGAACUGCUCAGAACUGAAUCACGACAACAGGAUGGCAAGUUCUCCAAAGAAGACUGCAAAUGAUGAUAUUGAUGUAAAGAACUCUCAUACAUGUGGUGCAAAUGAAAGGACAUUAUCUGAGCAGUCUGUUAACUGUUCAACAUUUAAUCAAAAUGACCAGCCUUCAGUGGUUAAACAAUCAUCUACCCCAUCUUACACAAGCAUAGUGUCAAUUUCUGAUAUGAAUUUCAUGCCGUGCCGGCCCAUGAGCCCAAAACCACAGAGUCAGUGGCCCAUCUAUCCACGGAAAAGUUUACGCAAUUGCAAUGUCAGUGCCACUUCCAUGAGCUCACUAGGUUCUCCACUAGAUGGUUAUUCAGACUCAACUGAUCCAGCAAUGGCAUUUAAACCAUGGAUGAUAACUUCUUCGGAUAACGAGUGUCUGAAGGAGGACAGUGGCAUCAGCAGCCAAUCCCAGGCCAGCUUAUAUACUGCUUCUUCCACUAGCGAUAUACUACGAGAGGAGGAUAAUAGACAACAAAAUCAAACAACAGCUAUAAAGAUACAGAAGGAGAAAAUCCUUCAGAAGAGGAAGACCUCUGAGUUGUUGGUUUUCACAUUCCCAAACACGGAAACAGCAAGUAAGACCUCCACAUUGCCCCUGGUGACUUCAUUGGGACACGUAAAAGAUUCAGAGAAAAGAAAUACUAAAUCGCUGUUCAGGAGCCUCAGCUGUGAUGACCUAUGGGUAAAUCAGAGAAAGCAGGAAAUGAAAGUAGACAAGUCAGAAAGCACUAUUCAAGCAGAAAGUUUCAUGAAGAACCAGUUUCAAGUAAGAAUGACUGGGAGAAGGUCCGCUACGCCCUAUGACAUAUUUCGCAUCCUCCCAUUGAAGAUCCACUCAUUUUCCCAGAGCACCCCAUCUAGGCUAGAUCUUGUGGGCUGUGUAAGACGCCUUACAUUCCCAGUAAUUACAGAUGGCUCGCUUGACCGACCGUCUCUCACAGAUGAUAUGGGGAGUGAUGAAGACUUGUAUGAUGAUCUGCAUAUUUCCAGUCACCGUUAUGGUGGAGGAGGAGAGCAGCUGGCGAUAAAUGAGCUGAUAAGUGAUGGAAGUGUGGUGUAUGCAGAAGCUCUGUGGGACCAUGUCACUAUGGAUGACCAGGAACUGGGCUUCAAGGCUGGCAGUGUUAUUGAAGUAAUGGAUGCCACCAAUAAGGAGUGGUGGUGGGGGAGGAUCGUAGACAAUGAAGGCUGGUUCCCUGCAAGUUUUGUACGACUUCGUGUGAACCAGGAUGAACCAAUAGAAGAAUACAGCUGUAGACCUGGAGACAGAGACCGGGAUGCCAGGAAUGUGUUUAGGUGCCACGGCUUUGGUCAAACCAACAAAGACCAAAUGAGGACCAAUGUGAUAAAUGAGAUAUUGAACACAGAAAAGGAUUACAUCAAGCAUUUGAAGGAUAUAUGUGAGGGCUACAUCAAGCAGUGCCGUAAGCGAGCAGACAUGUUUACCGAGGACCAGCUGUGGACGAUUUUCGGGAACAUCGAGGACAUCUACAAAUUUCAGAAGAAAUUCUUGAAAACCCUUGAAAAGCGAAUCCACAAAGAUGCUCCCCACCUGAGUGAGAUCGGCUCAUGCUUUCUGCAAUAUCAAAAAGACUUCCAGAUCUACUCAGAGUACUGCAACAACCAUCCGAACGCCUGCAUGGAACUUUCUAAACUCUGCAAGGUGAAAAAGUAUGGUUACUUCUUUGAGACUUGCCGUCUGGUACAGAAGAUGAUAGACAUCUCGCUGGAUGGUUUCCUACUGACACCAGUGCAGAAAAUCUGCAAAUAUCCCCUACAGCUAGCUGAGCUUCUGAAAUAUACCAAUCCCCAGCACAGGGAUUUUGCCGAUGUUGAAGCAGCAUUGAGUGCAAUGAAAAAUGUGGCCAAACUGAUUAAUGAGCGGAAGAGAAGACUGGAAAACAUUGACAAAAUAGCCCAGUGGCAGAGCUCCAUAGAAGGCUGGGAGGGGGAAGAUAUACUCACGAGAAGCUCAGAACUCAUCCAUUCUGGUGAAUUAACCAAGUUCUCCCAGCUUCAAUCAAAGGGGCAACAACGGAUAUUUUUUCUCUUUGAUCACCAAAUUGUAUACUGUAAAAAGGAUAUCCUCCGACGUGACAUUUUAUAUUACAAAGGAAAGAUCAACAUGGAUGAAAUGGAAGUAAUUAAUGUAGAGGACGGUAAAGACAAAGACUUUAACAUUACUAUGAAGAAUGCAUUCAAGCUGCAGAGCAGAGUCUCUGAGGAGUUUCACCUAUUCCUUGCCAAAAAACCGGAGCAGAAGCAGCGCUGGUUACAGGCAUUUGAGGAAGAAAGGAAACAAGUCCUUCAGGAUGAGCAAACAGGCUUUAGCAUUAGUGAGACACAAAGAAAGCAGGCGAUGAUUAAUGCCAACAAGCCACGCAGUAUGGUAAAACCAAAAGCCAUGAACAGGACAUACUAUGAUUUCUGGAUGAGGCAGAAACAUCCCACAUUGCCUUCCAACCUCCCCCAGCAACAAGUAUUCAUGCUUGCUGAGCCCAAGCGCAAACCCUCUAAUUUCUGGCAGAACAUCAGCAGGCUGACUCCUUUCCGAAAAUAAAGGAUCACUUUGUGUUCUGCUCUUGCAUCCUGUACAAAGAAAGCACUUUACCAACAGUUGACAAAGUGCCUGUGCCUGGGACUCCUACUUUUCCCUUCUACGGGACAUGGCGCUGGCUGGUACAUUAUUCUAUAUUUAUUUUUUAGAAAGAAUUGGACAUAUUUUACAUGUUUGUUGUUGCUGCCUCCGCCCAGGUGAAGUGACCCAUCGGGGAAAUGACACAUCCGGGAAGUGACCCAUCUGGGAAAUGACCCAUCCGGGAAGUGUUCUAGUUUUACUCUGGAUUUUAUUAUUUUCUUUGCUCCGUAAUGUACUGUACUUUUGGCGAUGUUUAGCGGAUGAAUAUUUUAUGAACUGUCAUUGAAACUAUACAUUCAAAACUCAAAUCCGAGUGAUAAGAAGAUAUUAAUGCCCUUAAUUAAGGUGCUGACAGUGCUGUGCUGAACAGAACUAUAUGUAGGUCAGGCCUGUGACUCUCUAUAUGCUGAAAGUGAGCAGGUUGCCUUUGUCUAUAAUAGAUCUGAGCAUAACCACAAAUGCCGAAAUGGCUUUCUGAGCAAGUUAAUGAGUAGCUUAGAUACUGAUCCACCCUGCAGUGGUUCUAUGUAUGCCAUUAUCUCCUAACCAAUAUCCCAGGCUCUUAUGACCUGCAAAUUGUGUAUUGAGUUUUGCUCUCUGAUAUCCAAAGUGUCUUUUGUCCUUCUAUCUAGAUUUGAGAGCUGCCAUACUUAUUGCUGUCUGAAAAUGAUAGGUCUUUGCACGAGUGAUGUUGAUCCAUAAAUUGUUUACAUUAAGCAGGUAAAGGUACCGUUCCCACCAUUUGUUGCAUGAGGAAUCCUUUGUUCAUAUUACAAGAGCUCACAUGACCAAGUGGUGCCAAUCAGAAUCUACUGCUCCCAAACUUUUGUGUAUACCUAUACACAAGUAAAACAACACUGUGCCUAAAUUAAAACUGCAGCACCAGUGGCAUGUCAUGCCCAAGUGCAUCCUUCCAAAUGCCUCUGUCCCUGCAGUAAAGGUAGUAAUAUUCCCCUAGCAUAUUUUUCUGUUUUCUAAACUUUUUUGUACUUAUUAACAUAUACUUUAUUUAUGAGAAAUAACAUUUAUGAUGUACUUUUAAUCCUUUGUGUAAUUACGCCUUGUGUGUGUUAUUAAUCCUUGCCUGUUUUUGAAUCUGUAUGUUAUAUACAGAUAUGAAAUAAAAUUGCCUUACAUAGUACAA